This is a messenger RNA of Patiria miniata (bat star), 3117 nucleotides long. Its product is annotated as DENN domain-containing protein 1B-like. The transcript has 23 exons. Bases 113 to 2803 code for a protein of 896 amino acids. Lineage: Eukaryota; Metazoa; Echinodermata; Asteroidea; Valvatida; Asterinidae. The record is from RefSeq and is a predicted model, not a curated record. Gene Ontology annotation, molecular function: phosphatidylinositol phosphate binding; guanyl-nucleotide exchange factor activity. Gene Ontology annotation, cellular component: intracellular membrane-bounded organelle; cytosol. Gene Ontology annotation, biological process: endocytic recycling; endocytosis.
UUGGACCAUACCAUUAUGGGCUCACAAAAUGGCUGACUGCAGUACGGAAAAGGAGUGAACUCUGAUCGAUGGCAACAGGAAGUCGGAAAUUUCGUUAUUCCCGAUCGCCAACAUGGACUGCAGACUCAAGGAAAAUCCGGAGACCAUUUUUGUGGCGUUCUUUGAAGUAGCCGCUCCAGCAGAUAAAGGAUCAGCGCCACAGAUCGUGUCCCAGUUCCCGGCCGAUUUUAACGAUGUCGCUGUCACCAAAGAGUUGCCCAAGUUCUGCUUCCCGUGUGACCUGAGCACUUAUAACAUAGCGGGCCAGUUCUUCACGUUUGUCCUGACGGGCUUAGACAACAAACAGAGGUUCGGCUUUUGUCGGCACCCUCCGGGGGCCGCAAAAUGCCUCUGCAUACUAAGUUACUUGCCAUGGUUUGAUAUAUUCUACAAGAUACUCAACCAGUUAGCUGAACUGAAACUGCACAAACAGAAGGAUAUAUGCCAGCAGUUGAUAGUCAAUUUGUACGAAUCGGAAGUGCCCGAUGCCUACAAACAGUUCAGCAUAUCCAUACCGGUGGAGGGGGACACGCCUGUGGAGAUUAAAUUCACUGGUCCCGACAGCAAGUCCCUGCCAAGGAUACCAACCAACAGGAACAUCAUGGAAUACUUCAACGCGAUCAAUCCUACCAAUAUGAUGAUAUUAUUUGUCAGCCUCCUGUACGAGAGAAGAGUUUUAAUCGUGUCAGAUAAGCUCAGUAGGUUAACAGCCUGCGUGCACAGCGCGGCCUCCCUGUUGUACCCCCUCUAUUGGCAGCAUAUCUACAUUCCCGUCAUGCCGGCCCAUCUCAUAGACUACUGCUGCGCUCCCAUGCCAUUCCUAGUUGGAGUCCAUUCCUCAUUUAUGCCGCAAGUCAAGAAGAUGGCGUUGGAUGAAGUGGUCAUACUCAAUGCCGACAACAACAUUAUAGAGACGCCGUUUGAGGAUCUGCAAACUCUGCCCCCGGAGGCUGUCAGCCAACUGAAGAAGAAUCUGAAAAACACUGAAUUAUGCAACGGAGACGGAGUAGCCAGGUCCUUCCUGAAGGUUCUGGUUUAUCUAUUGGGAGGCUACAGGGAGGCCAUCAGGAGCAAGACCGUGACGGGCAACGAGUAUGUGUUGGACCGAGACGUCUUUGUUCAAUGUCGAUCCACCCACAUGCAACCUUUCUUAGAGAAACUACUACAGCUGCAGCAUUUUACUCAGUUUAUCGAUUCCAGGCUUCAGUUGAUUAAAUCCGGCCAACCUAUCAACGACCUGUUUGAGGAGGAGCUGGAAAUUGCAAGGAUAGAUGGAAGUCUGUCCAGCAAAAACUUGAAGGAACAACUCAAGAUCCACUUGUCCACGGUCAAAACGGACGGCAGAAAAAUGCUGAAAGACGCACAGAAAAACAUCCAACAGAAGAUGAUUCAGGCGCAGGGGUCUAUACGGCCGAAGGCCAAUCCCGAAGCCAUGAAGCUGGUGUUAAAACAGGGUAGAGACUUUGCCAACAAGCAUUACAGCGGCCUGAAGACGAAGCUAAUUAAGGGGAAGGAAACGGAAGACUUGGACAUGUCUCGCAGGCACAACAAUCGCCAGCAUUCCUACCUGGACAUCUCUCUCCCCCUCCCGACGUCCAGCGCCCCCUCCUCCCCCUCAAAUAGCCCCCAGAACAGCCCCAUCCCCUCCAGAACCACCGUGGACGUCCGAAGGAAAACUACAUCUAAUGCUUCCCGCCGGAUCUCGGAGGAAAAUGCUCGGCCGAUGACCGUGGCGGGUUUACCCAACAGGAGGACUUCGAAUGAUAGCAAUCCACCAACCUUACCGCUGAAGAGUAAAACCUACCGUCACCCGAGCCAAGGCGACAGGGACUCCCGGGAGGAGGGGAGCCGUCGGGAGACUUCCUCUGACAUGAACCUCAUGGACGACAUGGAGCAGCUCUUACGGAAGAUCGGCUCCAAGGAAGAUCUGACCGAAUCGACCACGAAUGAAACGACGUCUGCGGCAGACGACGCGCCGAUUCCAAUGCCGCGCCGGCGGCGAGUCCAACGCGACAGCUCGGCGUCCAAAAUCGUCGGGCAGGCCAUCCAGCGUCCCCUCAUCCCUCCCCCGCCCAUCCCCCCGCGCCGAGAACGCCGUCACGGGUCCCAGGAAAGACUCGUCGAUAUAUCCAACGGGGAGGAAGCCGCGAGGGAAGUUGCUCUAUCCCAGGUGCAAGGGACGGCCGUUCAGAACGCUUUAGGCGUAGAUUGCGAGGAUCACACCCUGGUGUUCCAAUCGGUGCACCUGAACAACAACGCCCUCGCGGGUUACGUCCCGGAGGGCGUCCCGAGCAACAGUUCGGCUCAGACCCUACUGGCCGAUUACGGACUCAACUUCGGCGCGUCGGCUGCUGCGCCGACCGACGCCACAUCGUCGCCAACGCACCAUCUGAGCAUGCCCGGUCUGCGGGCCACCAACAGCAGUCCGAACUUGCAGAGUUUCAACCGGAGUACCAGCGGUCCGCCGCAGAUCCUGGUCCAGCAGGUCUUAGUCCAGCAGCCCCCGGCCAGCACGCUGCCGGAUCUGCUCAACCCGACAAACACUGUUACCCGGCAGAGCGGGAGCUCGGUUUCCACGGCAACCGCGUCGGCUGUGAAAAGCCCACCGGCACACCCCUUUCAACUUCAGCAAACUCCCUUGCAGCCCACGGCAGCCUCUCAAAACCCGUUCCAACAACCCAGCGCGACAGACCCUAAAGACCCGUUUGCUGAUCUAGUCUCUUUUCAGCGUGAGGGAGUUGCAAAUCCCUCGUGGAAGAAAUAGUUUUACCUGAAAUGGGACAACAUUUGAAGGGACACUACCAGGGCUGCAAGAUAACCCACAGGUAUUUUUUGGUAUUACUUGUGUUUUUACCCGCACCAUUUCAUUGUACAUGCAUUUUUAUCAAGGUGUAUUUUUUGUUAUGUACAGGGUGGUUCAAAAGGAAGUUUUCACUUUUUCAGACGCAUUUUUCUCAAAAUUUUGGGAGAAAUAUUGAAAUAGUUUUAAGAUAUUCCUUAACUAUGAGAUCUUGGUGGCAUAUGAUGAAAACGGCGUUGAAAAUAAAACUUUAAUUAUGAAAUGGCGGCCAUUUACAG